AUUCCUAAGGCUUCUUUGGAAGGUGAACCUCCACGAAAGAAAAGAGAGAUCCUUUUAUAGGCUUUCGGUGAUUGGCCUCUCUUUACUCUCUCUCUCUACCUUCCUUUCCUUACUCUUUACCCUUUCUUCUCAUAAAAACAGAGUUCAAAGAAAAGUAUGAUGAAUCAGCCUCCAAUGCUAAGCUUAAAUGAAUGUUCCUCUCGGUUUGGAACAUCCUCAUACACACACACCCCCCAAAGCUAAAGCUGCAAUUUCUGACUUCCAAACCCUAUAAUUCCACAACCUUCCCUUGUUCUUUCUCUCUCUCUCUCUCACUGUCUCUUUCACUCUCUUUGACUCCGAACACCUCUAUAUACAUUUCUCUUUUUUUAUUUUUUUAUUUUAUUUUUUUCCAUUUCAACUAACACCCUCACCUUACCCAAUACCCACCAUAAAUUUUGAAACUUUUUCGCGGCUACUCCUCAAAUCCCAAGAAACCAACACCAAAAACAGAGUGGUAGUGGUUCCCCUGUUUUGAGAGUGAAGAAAGAAACCAUGGCAAUAGAAGUAUGCUCUGAGACACCAAGCGCAGGAAUCAGCCCUAGAAUCUCAUUCUCUCAUGAUCUCAAGAACACAGAAGGUGCUGUCCCCGUGGAGAAUCGCCACCUUGGAUCGGACCUCUGCAUCUUUGACUCAACCGGCUCCGAUUUCGUGUUCUGCAUCACAAAUUCCAUAACAGAACAACUCUCUUCAGCCGAUGAGCUUUUCUCCAAUGGCAAGAUUGUUCCAAUGGAAGUGAAGCGAGUUUCAAAUGCCCCACGUGAACCCUUACCCCAUCAUCGACCCCGUCCUCGUCCUCGUUCUUCAAGCACUGGAGGAGGAUUCACAGAGAAGAAGAGGCUCAAGGAGUUCUUAUCCGCAGAAUCCGAUGAUGCAGAGAACGAAGAAGAGAAGCCAUCUUCAAAGUAUUUCUGGCAAUUCAAGAGAAGUAGCAGCUUGAAUUUCGAUACGAAUCGUGGGAAUGGGUUGAUUCGUUCGCUGCAGUUUCUAUCACGGAGCAACUCAACUGGUUCUGCUCCGACUCCGAAGCAAACAGAGUCACAGAAACAGAGGUUGCAGAAACAGUGCUCUGUUUCGAGCCGAAGGUCUUCAUCUUCAUCAUCUUCUUCCAGUUCAAGUACAUAUUAUUUCUAUAAUUCUUCUCAGAAACCUUCAUUAAAGAAAAGUAAUGGAUCUUCUGCUAAUGGUGUUAGAAUUAGUCCUGUUUUGAAUCUACCACAAUCAUAUAUCCCAAAAGCAACUGCAAGAUUCUUCGGAAUUGGUUCACUCUUCUGUAAUGGAAAGACUAAAAGGAAGAAGAAAUAAUAUUUAUUUUUUAAAAAAACAUAUAAUAGUUAUUUAUUUAUUUAUUACGUAUAUUUUUAAUUUCUC
Arachis duranensis is the source of this 1410-nucleotide messenger RNA. RefSeq lists its product as uncharacterized. The coding region runs from base 535 to 1344 and encodes 269 amino acids. Lineage: Eukaryota; Viridiplantae; Streptophyta; Magnoliopsida; Fabales; Fabaceae. The transcript has a single exon. The record is from RefSeq and is a predicted model, not a curated record.